Messenger RNA from Rubroshorea leprosula, 1181 nucleotides. NCBI's taxonomy places the organism in Eukaryota, Viridiplantae, Streptophyta, Magnoliopsida, Malvales, Dipterocarpaceae. The record is from the annotation of a GenBank genome assembly.
AUGGAUCUUUUAAAUAGGUGGAGAUCCGAAGUAGGGCUGCAAAAUUUUGUAGCUCUAUGCAGAAACUUUAUGGAACUUCACACAGUGGCAGCUCUACCUCCAUGGCUCAACUUGUGCCUUGUUUCUAUUUGGAAACUUCAUCCACAACGUCUUGGUUUCAAUCCUUGUGGUGAUGGCUGGGUAGGAAUUGGGUGCACGGAUUCACGUGUCACCUCCAUAACAUUGGGAAACUUGGGCUUGGAAGGGCAGGUCUUUGGUGACAUUCCAUCCUUAACUGAAUUACAGACUUUGGAUCUAUCUUACAACAAGCUCCUGACAGGAUCUCUUCCAGAAUCAAUUGGGAAUUUAAAGAAGCUAAUACAUUUAAACCUUGUUGGCUGUGGUUUCACUGGUCCAAUUCCUGACACAAUAGGAAAUCUACAACACCUGGCCAUUUUAUCUCUAAAUUCCAAUUACUUUGAAGGACAAAUUCCACCAUCCAUUGGUAAUCUAUCAAAACUAUAUUGGCUGGAUCUGGCUGACAACCAGCUGGAGGGAUCAAUUCCUGUGUCAAAUGGAAUUACAUCUGGCCUUGACAAGUUGGUCCAUACCAAGCAUUUUCAUUUGGGAAAGAAUAAACUUUCAGGCAAAAUCCCGGAGCAAAUUUUCAGCUCAGACAUGGUUCUGGUACAUGUGUUAUUUGACAGCAACAAGCUCACUGGUCCUAUCCCUUCAACCCUUGGGCUUGUGCAAUCUUUACAGGUGAUACGUUUUGAUAACAAUUCCUUAAGUGGGAGUGUUCCGUCAAACCUCAGCAAUCUCACAAGUCUUCAAGAACUGUAUUUGUCCAACAAUAAGCUCAAUGGCUCUUUACCCUCCCUUACUGGCAUGAGCAAGCUCAACACCUUGGACUUGAGUAAUAAUAGCUUCAAUACCUCUGCGAUUCCUAGAUGGGUUUCAUCUUUGUCAUCCUUAACAACACUAAGGAUGGAAAAUGCUCAACUUCAAGGUGAAGUUCCGGUUUACCUUUUCAGCCUUCCAAAUUUGCAGACUGUGGGGCUCAAACACAACAGGUUAACUGGCACCUUGUCUAUAGGCAUGGAAUUUAGCAACCAACUGAGCCUAGUAGAUUUGCAGAACAAUGAGAUUACUGACUUUGAUGGAACAGGAGGAAAAAACAUUCAGAUAAGGUGAGAGAAUCA